This is a messenger RNA of Pseudophryne corroboree (corroboree frog), 5375 nucleotides long. It is a transcript of the gene RASL10B, whose product is annotated as RAS like family 10 member B. NCBI's taxonomy places the organism in Eukaryota, Metazoa, Chordata, Amphibia, Anura, Myobatrachidae. Gene Ontology annotation, molecular function: GTP binding; GTPase activity. The record is from RefSeq and is a predicted model, not a curated record. The transcript has 7 exons. The coding region runs from base 941 to 1552 and encodes 203 amino acids.
CUCUCUGCCAGGCUCGUGCUCAGGGGAGGGGGGAAGCGGCCAGCACAGUGUGUGCUGCACACAGCAGUGACUGAGUGAGAGCUGGAUGGCGCGAGGGCGCACGGAGGAGGCAGCAGCAGAGCGCCGCGCGGUCACCGUGGGAGCAGCGGAAUCGGACGGCUCGAGGAGGCGACCAGGCUGAAGUGAAAAAGUGUUUCUCAGCUAAUUGAAUGCGGCCCUAAAUCAGAAAAAUUGAUGCUGCACAGUUUUUGGUCUUAUCUACGUACACUGGUUUUACACGUGGAAUAUUGGAUUUUCUGCACUGUACCGUUUUCUUGGUGGGAUACAAUGAUUGUCAGAUAUUUUUAAGGAACAUCCUGAAAAAUCCAUGAAUUAUAGCCGCAGGCUUGUGUGAGAAGUAAUCUGAAAGUUGGAACAGUCACCUCAGAGGUAUCUGAGGAGCAUGUACAUAAAGACUUUAACACUAUGUAGUAGCACAACUACUGGACACUUUAAUCUCACCUGGCAACGGCAAGAUCAUUAGCCUUAUUUUUUAGUUUUUUCUUUGCCCAAAAUCAUUGUUUUAGUUGGCAAACCAUCUUGGAAUAUUUUCUGGCACUAGUUUACAUCAGUGGCUAUGGUUGCUGGCAUUGUUGACCAGCACAUUCCCAGUUUCAAGUCUAUGGCAUCCUGUGAUUUUCCCCAACCAAUACUAGACACAAACUCUUCAUCAUAAAUACAUGUCUGGCUGCACAAUGCAUUAACAACAGUACCUGCCACCAAGGAGUUUUUCUCCAGAGUGAGAAGUGCUCGGCCAACAACAUCUAAUGCCUUCUGCUCUGCAAGGAGAUGCUUCCUGAAUGUGGCUGAUCCUGCAGCCUCUGGAAUAUGCCGCAGUGGGACCAUCCUGCCAACUCCACGGACCGUGUGAGGGAAUCGCCCAACACCGGCCCAGGGAGGCAUGGUGACGACCUUCAAGAUUGCGGUUCUUGGGGCCCAAGGCGUGGGGAAAAGUGCCAUUGUGCGCCAGUUCAUGUACAACGAGUUCAACGAGACCUGUGUCCCCACCAAGGCUCGUCGUGUCUUCCUACCAGCUGUUGUAAUGAAUGGCCAUGUCCACGAACUUCAGAUCAUGGACUUUCCUCCUAUAUCUUCUUUUCCAGUCAACACCCUACAAGAGUGGGCAGAUUCGUGCUGCCGGGGGCUCAGAAGUGCACAUGCUUAUAUCCUCGUCUAUGACAUUUGUUGCUUUGACAGCUUUGAAUACAUCAAGACCCUGAGGCAACAGAUAUUGGAAACAAGAGUGAUUGGCACAACGGAGACUCCCAUCAUCAUAGUGGGCAAUAAGCGCGACCUACAACGAGGCCGUGUUAUCCCACGUUGGAACGUGUCCCAUCUGGUGAAGAAGACCUGGAAAUGUGGCUACAUUGAAUGCUCAGCCAAGUAUAAUUGGCACAUACUGCUACUUUUCAGUGAACUGCUUAAGAGUGUAGGCUGUGCAAGAUGCAAGCAUGUACACGCUGCUAUCCGCUUCCAGGGAGCUCUACGCCGCAACCGCUGUUCCAUAAUGUGAUGGCACAUCAUGUACUUUGUUCAAGUGUUUUUGGUUUCAGUCCUACUGGGAUUUACUGUGAACAAUGAUCACCUUUUCUGCGAAAGGACCCAAUAGUAAACCUAAUUCCAGUGAUGGAGAGUUUUCAGCCUAUACAAAGUAUUUUAUGUUAUAGCAUAGCAUUCCCUUACUUUUUUCCAUAGGAUUCCAGAUAUAAUGACCACUUUUGUGAUUACCCAUACACCUCCUUCGUUUUACCCCUUUGACAUCUGAGAAGAUGUUCAGUAAUUACAUAAUCUCUUAGUGAUUACUUUGACAUUAGAUGAAAUGACCUGUGUUUGAGCUCCUAUUAUUAGUUACCAGUCUGGGUCUAUGUCCUUGUUGGUAUUGAUGACAUCGCUAUCUCUGAAUAGACUAAGAUGGAAUUGUUGGGCAAUUGAGCCACUUGUAGCUAAAUAUUAAACCUCAGGCAGAUAGACCUUCCUACGAGGGUCUCUGUAAUAUCUCUGGCUACCUGUGCUGUUGAUCUUACACAUCCAAUUCUUCUUACAGGGUACAGUACAUAUCAUCGAAGCAGCCAAGCAUUUGCUCAAGCUGGUCCACUGAUGUCUGUGAAAAAACAUGAUGUUUAAUAAGAAUUGCACUUCACAUUACACGUCUUCUUUUACCUUUAAUGCAUAAGCACAUUGCUGAGAGAACAAUUCAGCAUUUACAGGUCCACUGUAAUUCUGAUCUAUAAACCAUGUUAAUGUUUUGUGUAAGUAUGUCUUUGCCAGAGCGACUGGCAGUAUAUUGCUAAGCAGUCUAUUACUGUUCACAGUGGCAGCCGAGGGCUGAAUUUAAUUGUAUUGUUUUACUCAUUCCCUUCACUCACCUACUAGAAGUAUAUAUAACAAUUAAUUUCCAUCAGUACAGCCACCUUUUUAAAUCCAGACUUAAUACUGUACCUGCAGUGGCCAUGGUGAUGCUCUGAGAGUCCAUGUCUUUAUGUGUUUGGUCUUUCUGCUCUUAUGUUCUCACUUGGCGUAUUUGUAUAUGACCGAGUUUGACAUUUCUGCUCCCCCUUAUCUCCCACUCUUAGAUUUCUGAAAGAAAAUAAUCUGCAUGUGUUGAUAAUUGCACAAUAGGGAUCUAGAGACUUAAAUCAAUUCCGCCUCUUCUCUUAGUCUUAAUUUUUCAUCUACUCUGUACUAAUUGCCUUAUUUCCAACCAGUUUAUGGUCUUAUUAGUAUGUCCUCAUUGUUACUGCUGCUCUGCUGAUUGUUCUACGGAACACAAGAUUUCUAUCAACCUCCAGCUGUAUCAAGUGCUACACAUACUUCAUCAGUCGUCAUUCUUGCCAAUUUAAAAUCAAAGCUUGAUUACUUUUAAGAUGGCAUUUUAAUUUAAGAAAUCUGAUGUGGUACUUGGGUAAUGAAAUUAGUUCUAAUCUUCACUGUAGAUUGUUAGUGAGGUCAGCGUUAUCUUUACUCAGUUUUACAAUAUGACCAGAUUGAUUAUUUCUUUGCAGUGAUAAUAUUGGUUUGUGCCACAUACUGUAUGAACAUUUGUGUAGUUUUGUUAUCUUACAUUUGAGGGAUAUCCACUUAUAACCACAAUGGGGCUUUUUAGUGGUAUCUUGUUAAUGUGGAGCCUAUUAUAAAAAAAUAAAAUAACAUUAACGGGCUAAUACUGAGGUUGUGUUUUAGAAGACUUACUUGGUUUAGCUACCUCCUUUGCUCAGUGUCAGCUUCUUUAUAUUUUUUUGCUUACUUCAUGGGGUUUUGCCUCUUUGGUUCUUUUGCAGCCUUGUUGGCUGCUGCAGUUUCUUUAUUGGAGCUUUCUAGAGCUUCUCAGCCGUCUUUAAACCAUUUGAUGGCUAUCUUCUUGAGCUCGUCUGCUAAUUUUAAGAUCAACCACACACUUCACUAUUGUUAAAAAAAAAAAUGCUUAUAUUCAAUAAUGUAAAAAAAUAAAUCUUCUGAAUUAUGAGUCUAGAUAAACUUAAGACUUUUGCUUUGAUAUUAAAAGUCCACUUUUAAUAUCUACAGUGGUUACAUCUAUAAUGCUUUGAUCUUGAGGUCCACUUGACUUAAUUACCCCCUAGCUACUUCAUUUCAGAGAGUUAAUAGCCACUUCAUUGUCCAUACUGUCCAUGGUUGUCAGGAACAGCCACUUAAAAAUCUAGGGCAUAUACUAUAGUCCCCAAAUAGGGCUUCAGCUGUAGCAUCUAUCUCAUGGAAAGGUGUAUGUGCUGGCAGUUUAAUCAAACUAUGGGGCAGAUUAAAUUACAUUGAGCUGCCAUCAGCCAGUUACGGUAGGCUGCUUCUGUUCUUACCUCCAUAAGCUGUGAGCGGAUUCAACCUUCCGAGACAUAAUACACAAAGCUAUGUCGACAGCUUCCGGCCUUAAUUGAAUCUGACCCUAACUGUAUAACGUGGCUGGGAGCUGACCUAAAACCCUGUGUUCUAGUUGUUGACAUAGUUGACCCUAUUUAUUUUGUAAACUGAAACUGGUAGAACUUUCAGUUAGGGAAAGUGAUCUUUAGGAGGGAAUUCAAUUAGGUGCGAGUUUGAUCCAGCAAGGCGAAUUCACCGUAAAUUUGCAUUGUGAAUUACCGUUGCAAUUCAAUUCUAAACUCGCAUUUCUUUUUCAGAGUAAAUGUGCCUGUUUUUGUUCACACUUCCCUGAGAAGGUAGAGAAAAUGUCGGGACUUGCUUCAGAACACCUUGCCCUUCUCUUCCUCCCACAUGACUAAUUAGACAUGUGAAAGUUUUCAAUAAGCAUAAUUGGUCCAAUAAUUACAUGUAAUUUUUUGGUGUGAAAAUAAAUAAAUGGCCUCAAGUUACCCAAAAGCUAACUUAUUCGUUAGUUUAUUACCCCAAAAAUAAAUAAAAUGAUUUCAAUGAAAAAAAAUAGCUUUUUAUUAUUAUUUUUUUAUUAUUAUUUUUAUUUUUUUAUUUAAGUAGCCUCAUAUUAUCCCCAAAUCAUUUUUUUUCUACUUUUUAAUUUUUGUAAUUUUUAUUUAUAUUUUGCAUUUGUCGUUUAAUUCCUGCGUAAUUAAAGGAAAUUUGCAGGCUAUUUACAUAAUUUUUUUGCAUGCACAAAUAAGCCAUUUGACACCUUUCAAAAGCAUCCAGUACUUUCCUUAAGCUUACCAACAGCCUUUUAUAUGGUCCUGCUAACGAAGUUGUCACUUUUUUGGGGUCCAGGAAGGUCUCCCCACUUUUUCAUUCUUUUUUCCAACUACACUUUUUAAACAAAAUGUGCAUACUCUCGCUGCUAGAAGUGCGAAUUGGGAUUUCUAAUUGUAUUAUGAGAAUCUCAGGUGCAUGCAUUAAAAGCAAAGUGUGUAAGUUUAAUGAUGCACGUUUGCCUUGUACAAACUCGCACCUAACUGAAUUGCCGCCUUAGUGUAUAAUCACUUUAUAUAGAUUUUAAGAGAGAUCAAAUUGUGGUGGCCAAAUGUGUUGAAAGCAGAUUGUGUUUUUCUAGAAUUGUGCAAGCAGUCAGUGUAUUCAGUAUGAUUAAAUGUGGAUUGUCAAAUCUGAUUGUCUUCGGUGAAAGUUUUUCCCUCCAAAAUCAGAUGAAAACUGACAGAAGAGUGUGAGUUGUAAUCAUAUUAAUAUAGUAUAAUGCUCAACUGUCUUUCUGUUCAGGGGUUGGGUUCGUUAUGCCGGCGGUCAGAAUACCGACCGCGGCAUCCCGACAGUGAGAAUCCAGACAGGGGAAAGGUAAGUAUACUUGCAUUCCCCCAAUAAAACCCUAACCCUCCCCAAGGUUGCCUAACCCUAACUUCCCCCUCCCUGCAGCCUAAACCUAACCCCCCUUCUCGUAGCCUAACCCUCCUCACACAGCUUGAACG